UGCAUUUUUCUCAACCAAGGGCACAUUCAGCCAUGUCUUCAAGCAACGUAAAGGACUCUAGCUUCCUGGGAGGCAGAAUACCACCAGAAAUAGAGUCAAUGUCGAAAAAUCUGAAGGAUGUGGAUCAAGAGUUGUUUAGAAAACUACUCAAAGCUGUGGUCAGUGCUCUGGAAGGAAAAGACUGCAGAGAGGUAAUGAAGUCAAUUGCUGAAAGCAGUGUCAUCCCACAAGAGAGGCUCAGUCACAUCAUCGCAGGGAUGCACAGAGUGCUCUCAGAGGCCAUCCGCAUCCCAACAUCCUUACUUAAACAGGAGACAUUUAAGGAAGAUCUGAGAGAACUUAGGAUACCAGAAGACUUCAUCAUAGAUUUCUCCAGUGUGGUUUUUGGAAAUCGACGUGCAGCUCUGGAAGUGGCUUCCUCUCAGAAUGAUCCUCACCUCCCCACACUGGAGGAGUUUAAAUGGAGAGUGGAUGUUUCCAUUUCUACAAGCUCUUUGGCCAGAGCCCUGCAGCCAUCUGUUCUUAUGCAGCUGAAGCUUUCAGAUGGGAGCUUUCAACGCUUCGAGGUCCCCGUGUUGAAAUUCCAGGAGCUGCGUUACAACGUUGCUUUAAUUCUUAAAGAAAUGAACGAUUUGGAAAAAAAGAGCAUUCUCAAGAUCCAGGACUGAUCCGCAAUCCACCGUUGAUCUCAGGGACUCUUUAAAGGAGUACUGGAGCUCUGUACAUGUUAUAGUUGCCUGUCUUCAGUUUGGGCUCUGACUGUGUUGGCAUCCAACAUACUACAACUGUUUUUUUUAAAUAGCCGCCAAUAUUUAAAGACAUUUUCUUUUGCCCCAAACAGUAACUACUAACACAUGUGAACACUGUUGGUUCUUAGAGAUUUGUGACAAGAGUGUUGUGGCAAAACCAAGUGAAGACACUCACCAUAUUGUUGACCAAUACAGGGUGAUAUGUAUAUUGCCUGAGACUGAACAUUUUUACCUGCUUGUAAAAUGCAAUUAUAAAACUGAAAAUGUUGGUUUUUUUUUUUAAACUAAUACAUAAAAUUGCAAUAGAACCGAAA
Messenger RNA from Girardinichthys multiradiatus, 1063 nucleotides. RefSeq names its product COMM domain containing 5 (gene commd5). Gene Ontology annotation, cellular component: nucleus. The transcript is spliced from 7 exons. The coding region runs from base 33 to 668 and encodes 211 amino acids. The record is from RefSeq and is a predicted model, not a curated record. NCBI's taxonomy places the organism in Eukaryota, Metazoa, Chordata, Actinopteri, Cyprinodontiformes, Goodeidae.